Paramisgurnus dabryanus is the source of this 1832-nucleotide messenger RNA. It is a transcript of the gene gnpda1, whose product is annotated as glucosamine-6-phosphate deaminase 1. Gene Ontology annotation, cellular component: cytoplasm. The record is from RefSeq and is a predicted model, not a curated record. Gene Ontology annotation, biological process: N-acetylneuraminate catabolic process; carbohydrate metabolic process; D-glucosamine catabolic process. Lineage: Eukaryota; Metazoa; Chordata; Actinopteri; Cypriniformes; Cobitidae. Gene Ontology annotation, molecular function: glucosamine-6-phosphate deaminase activity; identical protein binding.
GAGGUGGGAAAAUACAAAUUCCGACUUCUCUCGAUCAUACCAAUGGUGCAGAUAAAAGUUAUAAACGCGUACUGGAACGGCUGCAAAACUUGUACAUUUCUUUGGAUAACUGAUGUCGUCGGAUUUACCUAAAUAAGCGUUUUAGUAUUAAAUUUGAAAACGAUCAUGUUUAACGAACUUAUACAACAUGUUUAUAUGUCAAUUUAAUAUUCAGAACUUCAUUCAUAUCAUCGAAAUAUCGCGCUCCCUUGUUUUGAGCGAGAUUGCAAGCUCCGCAAAUAUUUCCUCUGAAUCACAUGAUCGUGUUCCUCUGUCCUGCCUCGUGAACUGUCACAUCAACCAACAAAUCAUCAGUUUCCAGAUCGUUUCAUCUUAUCGCUGCAUUCAGACACCGAUAAAGCCAUGAAACUGAUUAUACUCAACGACUAUGACCAGGUCAGCGAAUGGGCUGCCAAAUACAUAAGAAACAGAAUUAGGACAUUUAAUCCAGGACCUGACAGAUUCUUCACUUUAGGUCUUCCCACAGGAAGCACUCCGCUUGGAUGCUACAAGAAGCUGAUCGAAUAUCACAAAAAAGGGGAAGUAUCCUUCCAGUAUGUGAAAACGUUUAAUAUGGAUGAGUAUGUAGGUCUUCCUAGAAAUCAUCCUGAAAGUUAUCAUUCAUUCAUGUGGAACAACUUCUUCAAACAUAUUGACAUCCGAGCAGAGAACGCUCAUAUCUUGGACGGCAAUGCAUCCAGUCUAGAGCAAGAAUGUCAGGACUUUGAAGCCAAAAUCAAAGCUGCUGGAGGAAUUGAACUUUUUAUGGGCGGUAUUGGACCAGAUGGUCACAUUGCUUUCAAUGAGCCCGGUUCUAGUCUUGUGUCCCGAACACGUGUUAAGACAUUGGCUAUGGACACAAUCCUGGCUAAUGCACGUUUCUUUGAUGGAGAUCUUUUGAAAGUCCCCACCAUGGCACUCACGGUUGGUGUUGGCACAGUAAUGGAUGCUCGAGAGGUCAUGAUACUAAUCACAGGUGUUCAUAAAGCAUUUGCCCUCUAUAAAGCUAUAGAAGAGGGAGUAAAUCACAUGUGGACUGUGUCAGCCUUCCAGCAGCAUCCUCAGACUGUAUUUGUGUGUGAUGAAGAUGCCACACAUGAGCUGAAGGUUAAAACAGUCAAGUAUUUCAAAGGAAUGAUGCAUGUGCACAAUAAGAUGGUGGAGGAGCAAUAGAUUGACACUGAAGAAUCAACAUGGGUCUUUUAGUGAAGUUGAAUUAGAUAUGUGGUUGUGCAUUUCAUCAAUUUUGUUUAUUUUUUACCAGUUUUGAUAAUUUUUUUAAAGGUGCAGUGUGUAAUUUUUUGAAGGAUCUCUUUGACAGAAAUGAAAAAUAAUAUACAAAACUAUAUUAUCAGGGGUGUACAAAGACCUUUCAUAAUGAACCGUUAUGUGUUUUUUACCGUAGAAUGAGACCUUUUUAUCUACAUACAAAGAGGGUCCCCUUACAUGGAAGUCGCCAUUUUGUGCUACCAUUUUUCCACAGAAGCCCUUAACGGACAAUUUUUUUACUAAGUUGUCUCCGACAAUGACAUGUUUGUCCGGUGGCACCUACAGUAGCUUCUCUAUGUGUUUCAAAAGCAAAGGGUGAGCAGUGGACUAGUUGGUUGCAUUUCGCAACCUCACCACUAGAUGCUGCUAAAAUUUACACACUGCACCUUUAAGUUGCAUUUUAUAUGAAACAAAAUUUUGAAAUAUUUGAUAUAUUGAAUUACUGAUUUUAUAAUAUUAUACAAUUAGAUUAUAAUAUAGUCCAUGGUAAUCCCAGUCCCUUAAAUGUGUUAAUGUUCAUGACA